Messenger RNA from Penicillium canariense, 2553 nucleotides. RefSeq lists its product as uncharacterized. Gene Ontology annotation, cellular component: nucleus. Bases 1 to 2553 code for a protein of 850 amino acids. NCBI's taxonomy places the organism in Eukaryota, Fungi, Ascomycota, Eurotiomycetes, Eurotiales, Aspergillaceae. The record is from RefSeq and is a predicted model, not a curated record. Gene Ontology annotation, molecular function: DNA binding. The transcript has a single exon.
AUGUUUUUCCCGGUGAGACCUAACAGCGUAAAGAGCCGGAAGCCGAAGUCCUCCUCCACUUCCAACAACAAACAUCAGCAGCAACCAGCGAAGCGUUCGUCCCAAGGACGGACCUCCCGCACGUCAACCAAGGAAACCGAGCCCGAAGAAUCCACGGCUCGCUCCUCCACCUCCUCGACCUCCCACAGCGCUCCCCCCCGCCGGUCCUCUAUGCCAGGCCUCGACGCCGCGAGCCGGUUGGGAACAGCCUCGUUCCUGGAAUCGAGAUCCAGCCUCCCAUACCCUACCUUCUCGAAAGCGCACAGCAAAGAGGAUGUCCGCCACCGCGAUAUCCCCACACCAGACCCGACCGACCUGACAGACCACAAGGAUAAUGGGGAGGCCAAUGGGACGAGUCACAACCGCACCGAGAACCACCAUGCCCCUCCCAGUCCACCCCUGACUGGUCUGGAUCAAGAGUCAUCUCAGAGGGGCACUGCAGUCGGCAGGGAGGAUGAUAAAGAGUCAGAAAAGCCGAAGACGAAGAAGACAAACAUAAAGAUCAGGACCGAGAUUAACAGGUCGUCGUCGAGCCUCCGAUCGAAGAAGGAUGAAUCAACCAAGUCCAGCAAAACGGCGCGGGCGGACACUCCCAAGUCGAAGUCGUCCAAGACCGAGAAGGAAGCGUCGUCGCCUCGAGCCAGCCACAAGCCAUCGAAGACGAAGCUCUCCGAUGAGAAGAAGCUACCUAAACGAUCGAGCCGCUCUACGAUGUCGCCCUCGCAGUCAACGGUCCGCGAUGCAGGUGCAGAGUCGGCUCCUGGAUCUGAUGUCACUUCCAUUGCUCCCAACCAACAAUAUACUGCAUCUCGAAAACCGAUGACCCCGCCCAUAAAACCUCCCUCUCGCAAUCAGACGCGGUCUGCUGCGUCCCACCGCCGCACUCCCAGCGACGACUCACUCGAUUAUGGGAGACCCGUCAUGCCCGGUCAAGGAUUCGAUGCGCCGCCGCCGCCUCCGCCCCCACCGGAGGUGCCCGUCUCCAUCCCAAGGGUAGACUACUUACUUCAACAUGGCGGACUAGAUCAUCGGGUCCCGCGAACAUUACUUACCGGGCCAGCUACGUCCGAUCCCUUCUCCCAGUCAGCAACUCAGCCUCAGCUGGCGGCUGCCAAGGUUUUCGAUCCGUUCAAUAACCUUCUCGAUAACUACCAAAAGGUGAUGAGCAAAAGUGGGUCUUUGGCUGUGGCGACAGGUUAUCGUUCAGUGGCACGCCGACUUCUCGACCGUCUGGAGGCUGUUUUCGCACGUGAUAUUUCAUCGGAGCCAUGCAAUUGCCUUAUGUGCGAGCGUGAAGCUAUGGAGAAUCGCCCGGAGGGAGUCAGCUGGGGAGAGGUGUUGGAACUGGUGUCUGGUCGCCGAGAGUUACCUAUGUGGCCGCCUUUUAUGAUGGUUGCAUCCACGGUGGAGGCCAGAGUGCCUGGUGAAGAGCACAUUCCUAUGCAGAAGCUCGACGUCGAUGUUCCUGAAGAAUACCGUGAUCAUUUUAUUCGUCAAUCUCGCAAAACCAAGGUCGCGGUGGACAAAUGGCUCUCUGAGCAGACAGAUUCCGCGAGCAGCGCGCCAGAAGAAGUGGACGAUGAGACCCUGACUUUUGCAAUGCUCACACAUCUUGAAUCUCACCACCGCUCGCUGUUUUGCGCUUUGCUUGGCAUCAACUCCUCGACUCCUGUCCCGCGAUCUGGUGAGGAGAAACCCCGACAGCGACCCUCGCCGCUUAUUUCGUCAUCUCUGGCAAUCCAGCGUCUGUACCGCCUACCAUCUCUCCCGCGCGACCCGGAGACCGCCAUGUUCAUGCUGAAUAACCCUGGCCUGCAUCACGUCUUGGCAACCCUUGCCGCCAUCACUGAUGACGAAUGGGAAAUUCUUAUAUCCGGUCGCUUUGAUGGUUUCCUCCGCAGUGGUGUCGAAGAUGCCAUGACCCCUACCCAUCCUCGACGGAGUGGCAGUUGCUCUACUACGCCCUUUAGCACGGGAGGAAUCUCGCGCGGACCGACGCCGAACUACAUGGACGGUAGCUUCCGACCAGCCAGCCAGCCCAACGGAGCUCCAUCGUCCCCCGCAUCGUUCGGAGGACCGAUCGCGUUGGAUGAGGAAACUGAAAUUGCUGCUCUGGCGGAAAUCGAACGCGACAUCUUCCUCGGCAUGGAGGCACUGGAAGAUGCUUUCGAGGCGCUCCACCUCAAAGCCGAAGUUGUCCGCCGAGCGCUGCGCGAACGUGGCGCGGGACUGUCCGUCGCGAACCAAAGUCGACGCGGAUCUUACGUUGAAGCACGUCUGGGAACGCCGGCCUCGGGUGUACAUGCAUGGGAGAGCGGCACGGAAGAUGAUUUCCUGGAUGAUGACCGCUCCUUAGCCCCGGAUGACUCUGCCAGUAAUAUCAGCUCCAACCGUCGGCGCCGACCUAAGAGGCGCACGGAGCGCCGGACACCUGCUCCGGUAGAGGAAGAAGACGAGGAAGAGGCGCCGGUGCAGUCUAGUCGCCGUGACAGCCGAAACUUGCGGCGGAGGUAA